GUAUUCAAACUGAAGAAAUGAAAAGAUAUAAAUAAAGAAGGAUGUGCAGAAGAAGAAAAAGGGAAUGAGGAAAUCACUUUUCUGAAUAUGAUAUAACAUUAUGAAGGAAAAAGAAGACCAUAUAUUUGAAAAUGGAAGAAACUUGCUAGUUUAGGUUUUUGUGCAUGUGCUUUUGUGUUGUAUUCGGGUAAUAUCCUUUGCUUCCUUGUCCAUGGAUUCAUGCAAACUGCAAAGCAUAACUUUUUCUUUGCUUUGCUUCCUUGUCUCUCCCUGUUGGUGACCAAAAUUCUGAUAUAAGUAAUAGUAUCACAGCCUUUGCUUCUAGUUUUCUCGGCAACCAAACAGUAAUCUACUUGUAAACCAGGAAGUUCGAGAGCUAGGAAUCAACGACAUAGGUUUCUACAGAAAGAAAGCGGCCGCCAACAAACAGAAUCUGUAUAACUAGGGGCAAAACUGGUUCCCGGGCCUGUUUCUCAGAGAAAAUGAGUCAUUAUACUGAUGCACAAGAUAUCGAGCUUGCAACAGCCGUUGCAUCAGCUGCGUUCGCCAUUCACUCCAAUGAAGAACCUAAAUUACAGUAUCGAAAAGGGACGAGGGAAAGCAUUCCGAUCCCAAGGACCAAGAGUUUGCAGGACAUGACGACUGGGCGACCAAACAAGGAAACAAGGAAUAAUGUAGAUGAAGUUUCAAGGAAAAAGUCAAUGGAUCAAAGAGAACUUCCAUCUAGGUACCCUAAUCGGGCAUCCUCUUCAAGACCUUCGACUCCUGGAAAUGGAUACCAGAACCAAAGGGGAAGUUCAGUCGGACGUAAUGAUGUGGAAACAAAACCAGAUGCUUGGGAGAGAGCUCAGAUGAAGAAGAUUCAGAGGCGGUAUGAGAAAGUGAAGGCUACAAUUGUUGCUUGGGAAAAUGAGAAGAAAAUGCAAGCAAAAGCUAAGAUGGAGAGGAGAAAGAAUGAAAUUGAGCAGAGAAGAGCAAGAAACAUGCAGCAUUACCAAAUUAAGCAAGCAAGAAUUGACCAGAUAGCAGGAGGAGCAAGGGCACAAGCGGAAGAGAAACGAAGAAAUGAAGAGUCGAAAGUGAAAGAAAAGGCGAAAAGGAUUAGGUCAACAGGCAAGGCUCCUGCUACAUGCUUCUGCUUCACUUGUAACUAGAAAGUUAAUCAGCCACUUGAUUUUCUGUUCUGCUGAUAAUUUGUGUAUAUUAACUACAAUACGGGCAUCGAUCCUACCUUAUUUUAAUUUGUACAUGAUGUAUAACAUUAGUUGUUUGUUGAAUCUGUUCAUCCAAUAAAACUAUAUAUGGCUCUUUCGAUUCAAA
Messenger RNA from Malus domestica (apple), 1320 nucleotides. Its product is annotated as remorin 4.2-like. The record is from RefSeq and is a predicted model, not a curated record. NCBI's taxonomy places the organism in Eukaryota, Viridiplantae, Streptophyta, Magnoliopsida, Rosales, Rosaceae.